This is a messenger RNA of Fonticula alba, 577 nucleotides long. RefSeq lists its product as hypothetical. Bases 120 to 491 code for a protein of 123 amino acids. Gene Ontology annotation, biological process: protein N-linked glycosylation. The record is from RefSeq and is a predicted model, not a curated record. The transcript has 2 exons. Gene Ontology annotation, cellular component: oligosaccharyltransferase complex; membrane. Lineage: Eukaryota; Rotosphaerida; Fonticulaceae.
CGGCCACUCUCGGAACUUCUGACACCCCGGGACAGGGACGGUAACCAGUUGCCACGAAAUCUCCCCCUCCUCUCCUGCCCUGCCUCCUUCUCGCGCUCUCUUUCCCUCCCGCUGCGACCAUGCCCUCGUCCAGCCUGGUCUCACUUUACCGGGCGUCCUUGCUCGACCGCCGAUUCGUCGUCCUGGACGUCUACAUUGUCCUUGGUUUUCUGCUGGUUGUCGGACAACUGGCAUACGGCGCCAUCUGGGGAACCUUCCCCUUUAACGCUCUGCUGGCCGGGAUCUUUGGUUGCGCCGGGUGCUCAGUGCUUGGUGCCAUUCUCCGGUCACAGCUCUCCCGUGCCAAUCGUCUCAAGUCCGGGCAGCUCCUGCCGGAGGACAAGUCCAUCGAUCUCCGGGUUAGCCAGCCGCUCACCCCGCAGCGUGCUAUGCUAGAUUUCAUUGUCUCCUCGCUGGUGCUUUUCUUUUUGGUCAUGGCUCUGCUGGGUUGAGCCAUCGGGAGGGUUUUUUUUCUGCAUAGCCACAUAUACAUAUAUAUAUAUAUAAACACAUGCAUAUGCACGUGUGUUCAUGUCCU